GUCAAACAGACCACAUCUCUAAACCUGAACAAGUUCUGACGUCUCUCUCUCUCUCUCUCAAUAAAAUCUCGUGAAGCCCUAAUUCGCUACUCUGUCUCCCCCACACUCCGGAAUAGGGCAAAACGAGAAGGCAACCCAACCAUGGUGUUCUACUUCAAAGCCCGCUCAGAGAUCGGCGAUUACACCAUCUUCAUGGGCCUCGACAAGUUCGAGAACGAGGAGCUCAUCAAAUACGGCUUCCCCGAAGACAUUUGGUUCCAUGUGGAUAAAAUGUCUUCAGCCCAUGUUUAUGUGAGACUGCACAGAGGUCAGACUAUUGAUGGUAUAAGUGAAGGGUUACUGGAGGAUUGUGCUCAGCUUGUCAAAGCAAAUUCCAUCCAAGGCAACAAGGUCAACAAUAUUGAUGUUGUUUACACUCCCUGGUCCAAUUUGAAGAAAACUGCUUCCAUGGAUGUUGGUCAAGUUGGUUUUCACAAUCCAAAAAUGGUGCGGACUGUGAGAGUGGAGAAGCGGAUUAAUGAGGUAGUGAAUAGGUUGAACAGGACAAAAGUGGAAAGGAAACCUGAUUUGAAAGCCGAGCGGGAAGCGGUUAGUGCAGCAGAAAGAGCGGAAAGGAAACUACAGCUGAGAGACAAAAAACGACGGGAGGAGAUGGAAAGGCUCGAAAAGGAGAGACAAGCAGAGCUAAGGAGCUACAAGGGUUUGAUGGUCUCUGAAAACAUGACAUCCAAUAAACAGAUUGGAGCCACAAGCAAGUCCUUGCAGGAACUGGAAGAAGAUUUUAUGUGAGCUCAUAAUUUGUUUAAAUGUUUAGUAGAUGUCUAGUAGCUGCCAAAGUUAAUGUGGGUUAGUCAUUCAGGCGUCAACUUAUUUCCCCUGUGAUUGAAUAACUCUGAUUCCCAAGUCUGUUUUCCUGUGGAUGUUAAUAAGAGAUAGCAUCUUCAAUGUUAACAGAGGUGGGGGGAAGGGGAAAGAAGGGAGAAGGCCUACGGGGGGGAGGGGGUGGGGGAAUCUCCUUUUACUUUCCAUAUGUAUAAUUGGAUGAUGAUGAUGAUAAACUAAUUUGCAUCUGCAUUGGGAUAAUGGGUGAUAAACCUGUGCUUUUGCUGUCAACGUUAAAAGCCAAAAAAAAAAAAAAGACUUGCUAUAUACACACAUAUAUAUAUUUCUAGUUUGUUUUGAGUUUUCA
Messenger RNA from Corylus avellana, 1189 nucleotides. RefSeq names its product coiled-coil protein. Lineage: Eukaryota; Viridiplantae; Streptophyta; Magnoliopsida; Fagales; Betulaceae. The record is from RefSeq and is a predicted model, not a curated record.